CUCUUAUACAUCGACACCGAGCUGCAUCUCGAGAAUGUGGAUUACCAAUGUCGGUGAGUUGGCUGACCGAGACACAUCGGUGAAAAAUACGAGCAUUGGGCCAACAACCUCGGUGCAUCCACCUGGAAGUGUACCGGCUGGUGACCUAGUGAGUCUGCUACGCGGGAGAAGUGACGGCUGGCGCGAGCACCUCUGUGGAAGUUCACAUUCUGCACGGGAGGAUCAGAAUGCCCGACGCCCGUCGCCCGUACUAUUCCAUUGCAUACCUAUGCGCAAUCGUCAUCGAGUGCGAAGGCCUUGAAUAUCACAGUUAUGGUGACUUGCCGACGGACGCGAAGUAUGCCAGAGAUCGACGAAGCAGCGAGUCCCGAUUCGCCUUUGGAUUGAAACCUGAGAGGUGAGUACUCUUUGUGCAGUCGACUUCAAGACAGGAUCGCGGCAGUUUGGCUCCAUGCUCGGUAAGGACGUCGACGAGACGUCACGCACGAGGUAGCCUGUAGACAACGUAACUUGAAAACUUCAGCCACUGGCUGAUCAUGAUUC
Messenger RNA from Stereum hirsutum FP-91666 SS1, 543 nucleotides. RefSeq lists its product as uncharacterized. The coding region runs from base 228 to 401 and encodes 57 amino acids. The record is from RefSeq and is a predicted model, not a curated record. The transcript has 2 exons. Lineage: Eukaryota; Fungi; Basidiomycota; Agaricomycetes; Russulales; Stereaceae.